CCCUGGCAUUGAAAGUGUGUUUUUUGUAAUGUAUGUGGCAUAGGUUCCUGUACCUUUAAGAGGGAAUGCUCUAAGGGAGGGGCUGCUAGUUAGGUGACCGGAAGUCACAAGCACGUUAUUCACAUAGAGAGCAUGCAGGAUCGACAGCUUGAUCAGCUCUUCCAUUAAGAUGCAGUUCCACAUCUUCUUGUUUGUUAAAGCAACGUCUUUUCACGAAAUUACCAUUAAACUACAUGAGUAAUCCUCAACACGCUGUGGAGUUUUUUGGGAAACGUUUAACUGAAUGGAUAGUUAGCUUGCUUGGCUAGCGAGCCCAUUACAGUGAAAAGACGGCAACACAGCUAACAAGAUAGCCGAAGACAGCCAUCUUACAGAGCUAAAUUGCUAACCGGCUAACGGAAAGACAUCCAUACAGCCUGUACGCCAUCAUAUCUGUUGCUGGUAUUAAAAACGCACCGUCAUUAUGUCAGCAGCUAACAGUAAAAACAAAGAAAAUGGAGAUAAUAAGUCUGUGAGCUCUCGCUCUUCCGGUACAUCGUCCAGCUCAAAGAUGUCUAUGGCUGUGGCCAUGGCCAAAGCAAAAGCUGAAGCAGCGCAAGCUAGAGCGGCACAUUCAAAAAGGGAAAUUGAAUUAAAGGUAGAGCAAGCACGGAUUAAUGCCAAUCUUGACGCAUUAAACGAAGAGAAAGAAAAAGAUGCUGCCAUAGCGGAGGCUGAGUCUCUGAUGGCUGGUAUGAGAGAACAGUGGUUCGAAGUGGUCAGUGAGGCUGCCAGUAAAGUAUCAAAAAAAAGCAAAGAAGAGCGUACUGCUGCUUACGUGGCAGAGCAAGCCAGUAUAACUGCAGUUGAUUCGCCAGCCAAUAUAAAUGGUGACAAUCCCACAUUACCAAACCCACAAAGCAUCAGCCAAGCCCAAGACACCACUCCUUAUGAGACUACGUCAUUCUACGCAUCUCAAGUGUCGCAUUAUAGAGAGACUACACCUGACUACACACCGCAAGUCCCUCAUCAUAUUAAAGCGUCGCCACAUUAUAGCCUAAAUAAGCAUUUGCCAUCCCCUGUACAUCAGCCUGUCCAUGGAGCGCCCUGUAGAGUUGGAUGCGACCACUCUCAAACCACCAAUGACCUCGCUAAAUAUCUGGCCCGCAGCCACCUCGUGACAUCAGGACUCACUGUAUACGAUGAACAACCAAUGAACUACUGGUCAUGGAAAAUGUCGUUCCAUAGUGCUAUUGACAACCUGGACUUGUCUGCUGGAGAACAGCUCGACCUUCUCACCAAGUAUCUCGGAAAAGAGUCAGCAGAACAGGUUAAACGGAUUAAAUCGGUCAAUAUCAGACACCCGCCUACUGGAUUGACUAUGGCAUGGGAGCGGCUCGACGAGCUAUACGGCUCACCGGAGGCCGUCGAACAGGCCCUCUUUGGUAAACUGGAAAGCUUCCCCAGAAUCACAACAAAGGAUCCACAGAGACUUCGAGAUUUAGCAGAUCUGUUGUCAGAGCUGGAAGCAGCUAAACAAGAUGGCUACUUCACCGGUCUUUCAUACUUGGACACUUCAAGAGGAGUCAAUCCUAUAAUUGAGAAACUCCCACACAACAUUCAGGAAAGGUGGAUCUACUUCGGAUCACGAUACAAACGUGACCAUUCGGUCAGUUUCCCUCCUUUCUCUGUGUUUGUCGACUUCAUUCGCAAUGAAGCAAAAGCACGUACAGACCCAAGCUUCAACCUCUUCACACAAGUUCCAGCAGAGAAAAAGAACAAGUGGGAGAGGCCUAUGAAGGCGCCUGUAUACGUUCACAAGACCCAAGUCUCUUCAGUGGACAAGCCUGAGUCAAGAGUAGGUAACAAACCAGUGGACCCAAGCAAACACUGCCCCCUACAUGGAAAGCCUCACCCCCUGAUGAAAUGCAGAGGCUUUCGAGAAAAGAGUUUAGAGGAACGCAAACAGUUACUCAAAGAACACUACAUCUGCUUUCGCUGUUGCUCCUCCACAGAGCAUCUCGCCAGGAACUGCUCCGCCGAUGUCAAAUGUAUGGAAUGUGAGAGCACCAACCACACGACAGCACUACACCCUGGACCAGCAACCUGGAAGUCCAAUUCGUCCCCUCCCGCUUCAGAGCAUAGUGGGGAGGAGGACAAAGCGGAGGCCCAGGAGGUCACUUCGAGGUGCACUCAAGUGUGUGGCGAAGGAUUAAGUGCGAGAGCCUGUGCUAAGAUCUGCCUCGUCAGUGUGUACCCCACUGGACACAGACAGGAGUCCAAGAGGAUGUACGCAAUACUCGAUGAUCAAAGUAACCGCUCCCUUGCACGUUCAGAGUUCUUUGAUGUCUUUAAGAUCUCUGGGUGCUCCUACGAAUACACUCUCAAGACAUGUGCAGGACUUAAAGAGACAGCGGGGAGAAGAGCCAUCGGUUACACUAUCGAGUCACUGGACAAGAAACUUAGCUUUCCUCUACCUACGCUUCUCGAAUGCAACGAAGUCCCUGACAAUCGAGCUGAGAUACCUACCCCGGACGCCGCACGCCACCAUACUCACCUGAAACGUAUUGCAGAUGAAAUACCACCUCUCGAUCCUGAUGCUAACGUACUCCUCCUUCUGGGAAGAGACAUUCUGAGGUUACACAAGGUCAGAGAUCAGAUUAAUGGUCCAGGCAAUGCACCCUUUGCCCAAAGACUGGACCUAGGGUGGGUCGUCAUCGGUGACGUUUGCCUUGGAGGUGCACACAGAUCACCACAGAUGAACAGCUAUAAAACAUCCAUCCUAGAGAACGGUCGUGCUACCCAUCUACAGCCAUGCAACAACCAAAUCAAAGUGAAAGAGGUUUUCAGUCAAGCACCUACAUAUCAAAACCAUCCAGUACCUACCUUCGCAUAUAGCUUAGGAAAGGUAGCAGAAGACAGCUUAGGCCAAGCCAUCUUCACUCGUACUGCCGAUGAUCACAGACUUGCACCUUCCAUGGAGGAUCUAGAGUUCCUUCACAUCAUGGAUGCUGAGUUCCACCAAGACAGCUCCAAAAGCUGGGUCGGACCUCUGCCUUUCCGAUCCCCAAGACAACGGCUGCCCAACAACAGGAGACAAGUGCAUGACCGCCUCCUCUCGCUCCGCCGCACUCUGGAAAAACGACUGCAGAUGAAGGCCCACUUUCUAGAGUUCAUGCAGAACAUGCUUAGCAGAGGACAUGCAGAGAUCGCUCCACCCCUGCAAGUAGGAAAAGAAUGCUGGUACUUACCCCUGUUCGGCGUGUACCAUCCCAAAAAGCCGGACAAGAUCCGAGUGGUCUUCGACAGCAGCGCAUCACAUGAAGGAGUCUCACUCAACGAUGUCCUGCUCACCGGCCCAGACCUGAACAACAGCCUGCUAGGCGUACUUAUGAGGUUCAGGAAGGAGCAAGUAGCCAUUACGGCUGACAUCGAACACAUGUUCCACUGCUUCGUGGUGAAGGAAGACCACAGGGACUAUCUCCGCUUCCUAUGGUACAGGGACAAUGAUCCUACCUGCAAUGUCGUGGACUACCGGAUGCGAGUGCACCUUUUUGGGAACAGUCCUUCUCCUGCUGUGGCCGUGUACGGUCUGAGAAGAGCGGCCAAAGAAGCAGAGGCAGAGUAUGGCAGUGACGCAAGAAGACUCAUUGAACGUGAGUUCUAUGUUGACGAUGCUUUGAAGUCGUUCGCUACUGAGGAAGAGGCCAUCAGCGUUCUUGGAAGAACACAGAAGAUGCUUUCAGCCUCUAACCUCAGGUUGCACAAGAUUGCAUCAAAUCGACCAGCAGUCAUUCACGCAUUCCCACCUCAAGAUCGCUCCAAAGACGUCAACAACUUGGAUCUCUUUGUCGAUGACCUGCCAGUCCAACGUAGUCUUGGAUUGUCUUGGAACAUGCGAGCAGACACCUUCACAUUCCAGAUUGAAAACGACAAAAAGCCAUUCACUCGCAGAGGGGUGCUGUCAACCGUAAACAGUCUAUAUGACCCUCUAGGGUUUGUUGCACCGGUCUCUGUUCACGGAAGGCUGAUACUCAGAGAGCUCACCACGCAGGCAGAGGAUUGGGACUCACCACUCCCAAAAAACAUGGAGAUCGAGUGGACAAGAUGGAAAGAGUCGCUUCAGGACUUACAGGACCUCCAGAUACCUCGUCCUUACACGUCCCUCUCUACCGCAGGUGCACAAGUAAGAGAACUCUGUGUUUUUGCAGAUGCAUCGGUGAAAGCUGUCGCAGCUGUGGCCUACAUUAAGGUGACGAACCACGAAAACCAACCCGAGGUUGGCUUUGUCUUCGGGAAGGCAAAGCUGGCGCCUCAGCCUGACCUCACUAUCCCAAGACUAGAGUUGUGCGCUGCUGUACUUGCUGUGGAGAUAGCCGAGCUGAUAGUUGAAGAGAUGGAUGUCACAUUCAACAACAUCACAUACUACACAGAUAGCAAGGUUGUCUUGGGAUACAUCCACAACCAGUCGAGGAGAUUCUAUGUGUUCGUGCAUAACAGGGUUCAACGUAUUCGUCAAUCACCCUGUCUCGGCCAGUGGAAGUACGUCCGUACAGACCUUAAUCCAGCCGACGUUGGAACAAGAACAGCUACUCCAGCCCUCCUACGCAGCACAACAUGGCUCACCGGGCCAGACUUUCUUAAGAGUGAAUCCUUGUCCACGCCUGAAACUGAAGAGAGCUACGACCUCAUCGAUCCUUCCUCUGACUCUGAAGUACGUCCUCAGGUGACCACAAGUAUCACACAUGCAGCCAUAGGUAUGGUUCAUCCUCAACGCUUUGAACGCUUCUCUAAGUUCAGCACUCUCGUCACAGCAGUUGCACACCUGAUCCAUGUAGCACACUCCUUCAUCCGCCCUGUGCAAGGCGAGUGCCAAGGGUGGCACAUCUGUCGUCCUACAGAGGAAGAGCUGGCGAGAGCUAAAGUGUGCAUCAUGAGGAGUGUUCAGAACCAUUGUUAUGCAGAAGAGCUGAAGUGCAUAGCCAAAGGGUUCCCCAUUCCAUCCUCCAGCAGCCUCUGGAAGUUGCAUCCUCUCCAAGACCUUUCCAGGAGAAGAUGGACUGGUUCGGAAAGUUGA
Eleginops maclovinus (Patagonian blennie) is the source of this 5056-nucleotide messenger RNA. RefSeq lists its product as uncharacterized. The record is from RefSeq and is a predicted model, not a curated record. NCBI's taxonomy places the organism in Eukaryota, Metazoa, Chordata, Actinopteri, Perciformes, Eleginopidae. The transcript is spliced from 2 exons. The coding region runs from base 464 to 5056 and encodes 1530 amino acids.